AUGGCAGUUCAGCAAAACCAGCCAGGCCAACCGGCAGCGGCAGGUGGCCAGGGUCCAGGACAAGGAAACCCCCGAGGGGCGUUUCGGGCUCAACAGCAGAGAAGUCGGGCCUUUGGCCAGCGUUCACGCAAGGUGCAGCGCAAUUUGGCCAGCUUUGAGUUGCAGGCACAGACUUGCAAUGCUUUGGGAAGAAGUAGGACCAUGGACCAUCUGGUUCCCACAGACAUCAAGGCAACCAGGCCUCGAAUCUGUGGCAAAGGCCAGUGGAAAGUCUGGACCCCAGAAGCAAUCCUGCGAGCAGCUUUUGCCAAAGAGGUUCUUCCAGCUAGGGCCGUUGCAGCACAAGUAGACGGGAGCAGUGGUUCAUAUGCCAGGGAAACCCGCAGCUUUAUAGCCGCGUCGUUGGACAAAGAGCAGAACGAGGGUUGGGCACGCCAGGUCGCACAAGCUCAACAUGAUGCAGGGGGACGGUUGUCUUUUGUGUUGUGCAAUAUGAUGUUUGAUGAGACGGAGCUUGAAGUGUCUGUGCGAGAUUUCGGGCCAGCGCAGUGGAAUAUAUUGGCUUCACAUACCCAGUUGACGAUUGCGGUUUCUGGUGAAGGCUCCGAACGUGAUUUUGAUAUCAUGCGGCCUCCAAUGGUAAUUCCAACUAAGCAAGCUGUCACAAUGUGGCCGGCGUUGUGUAACGGAGUUGGGGGGUUGAUGCCCGGCAUUUGCGAGGUGGAAGCAGGCUUCAAAGCCGUUCUCGUCACGUGUGACGCGGCUGCGGCAAAUCUCAAAGUUCUUCGUCACCUGCUAGCAGUCACUCCGGAUGACGUGCUGUUGCUGCCCACAUUAUGUGCACAACAUAUGAAUGGGAAUGUUAUUGAGCGAGUGAGCAAGCUUUUAGGGAUAAUCCCGGGUUCAUUCGCAGUGGCGAAGACCAUGAAGGCUGGAUCUGCGAUUCAGCAGCUGGUUCGUGCCCUUGAGCGUGUGAUAUCCCAAACAUUGGUCGUCAGGCAAGGCGAGCCACCUGGGUUGCAGGAAGAGUGGGCCUUUGGCCGUCGUUGUUCCAAGGCACUGCUCGAUCUUGUUGCUGCAAACUCAAACAACGCAGGUGCGUGCGGUUCUUCGGAAGAAGAGCCGGGUAAGCGGGCCAAGAUUGCGAAGGAGUUCUUGGAGUUCUUCGCUGGGCCUUGGCGAGGACCGACAUUCCGUAUCUCGUGUCUCGAGCAGAUGCCUCCUACCUUGAGUAAGCUUUCGCAAUCGUGCAUCCGACACGGCCUCUCGAGUGUCUUCUUCCAUCAUGAUCUUCGACGUGCCCAAACGCAGGGCCUUUGGCCGUCGUUGGACAUGAUUCAAAAUCCUGCCAAGCUUGAGGCGGCUUUGCAGAAGCUGCUCAAAACGUUGGUGGCCGACAGCUAUGGCAAUGUGCGCGCCGUGAGUUGGGCACGCAAUGUGUACAACAGCAGUCACCCACUUCACCUGAUCCUGGACAUGGAGCAGCUUGCGGCUGCUGGCCAUGGUUCCGGGGGCAAACUGUGGUUGGGCGGCGAAGCAGCUUCCUCUGAUGUGACGACCCUGGAAAAGCACAACAUCACCGUUGUUGCCCCAGCAGCCCGUUCCCCAGUGGUGGCAGAGAGUAUGGGGAUCUAUGUGUACCCGUACAAGGACGGCACAGGAAUCGCUCAAGGAGACAUUCCCACGCAGGACGUCCUCCCCCUUGUGGAUGCCAUCAUUUCGGACUUAGUCCAGGGUAAGAGUGUCCUGAUCAGUUGCAAAAACGGGGCUCAUCGCUCGUCGAUCCUGCUCUUGCUUGUUCUGAUUCGCUUGACGGGCCUUGAUGCCGAGACGCUGAUGAACUAUGUUUGUGCCUGUCGCAACAUUGCAGACUUCCACUCCCUCCCCCCGGCCAAGGCGGGGCGCGUCCUUUCGCGCUCAUCAGCACAGUUUUUGGCGGCAGAGGCCGCGAAGUAUGCGCCGGUGCUUUCGCCUCUGUGCGGUGUUCACGAGCUGGUGACGCCGAAGCUGUUCACCCAGCGAUGCCUGGAGCUGGGUUUCUCGACGAUCCCGGCCGCAAGGCCGGGCUUGUUCGUGGGCACGGCAAAGCCGAAGCCCAAGAAGAGGGGCCUUGGCGGCAGCGGGCCUCAGGCCGGGUCUUCUUUUGGGCCUCUGGCCGGGUCUGUGUCCGGGCACGAGGGCUCGGACGACGACCUGGAAACGGUGACCUCCUACGAGAUGGUGGACCUGCAGGACAGGGGGCCAAUAACAUGGCAUAGCAGGGUUCAUCGUACAUUGUCGUCGUUUCUAGUUUCUUGCAGGGCCUCCCGUCAUGAGUCGUGUGACAUCAUGUCAGAAUCAGUCAUAGCAUCUCAGACAAUGAUAACGUGGUGUUCCUGUAGUCUGAGUCGGGGAACAUGA
Symbiodinium sp. CCMP2592 is the source of this 2400-nucleotide messenger RNA. The record is from the annotation of a GenBank genome assembly. Lineage: Eukaryota; Dinophyceae; Suessiales; Symbiodiniaceae.